Molecule: messenger RNA, 1732 nt
Organism: Brassica napus (rape)
Lineage: Eukaryota; Viridiplantae; Streptophyta; Magnoliopsida; Brassicales; Brassicaceae
Product: putative serine/threonine-protein kinase
Exons: 6
Coding region: 418-1590 (390 amino acids)
Biological process (GO): protein phosphorylation
Molecular function (GO): protein kinase activity; ATP binding
Source: RefSeq, a predicted model, not a curated record
UUUAAAUACAACAUAAAUUGCAGAAACACCUUUUUAGCGUAUAGACACUGUUCAUGGGUCCUAUCUGGGUGGGUUUGGUUUGGUUUAAUGUAUUGACAUCCUCACGAAAAAGUUGAAAAAAGCAAAACUCAUGAGAUAUCUCUUUGAUCAAACUCUUUGAUCUUUCUUCGUGUGCGAUAUGGCUUUUCCCCACUAAGCAAUAGCUACCCAUAAUCAUCUUCUUCUUCUUCUUCCAGAUUCUGUAUUCAGGUCAAACUACUUGAGGUUCUUGUCGGAAAAUUUCAGUUAUUUUCUCUAUCAAAACAGUUUCUUGGAUUUUUUCAAAAAACAAAAAACAGUUUCUUGGUUUGAGUUCUUGAUUUGAGCUUCCUCUGUCCUUCGAGUGGUUCUUGUAUAUCUUCUCUCUGAGGGUUUGUGAUGCACUUUAAUUGCUUUGGACUUCUUGAUAUGUGCAAAGGAAAUGAUCAUCUUGGACAAAAAGAAGCUGAAGAGAUUUGCACCGACAAUGUGAGAGUCUUUUCGUAUAACUCAUUACGAUCAGCCACAGAUAAUUUCCAUCCAACCAAUAGAAUCGGUGGUGGUGGCUUUGGUGUUGUCUUCAGGGGAGUAUUGAGAGAUGGUACACAAGUAGCUGUGAAAUCACUUUCAGCAGAAUCUAAACAAGGCACACGAGAGUUCUUGACCGAGAUUAACUUGAUAUCUAACAUUCAUCAUCCUAACCUUGUUAACCUCAUUGGCUGCUGCGUCGAAGGAAACAAUAGGAUUCUUGUUUAUGAGUAUCUUGAGAACAACAGUCUUUCUAGUGUUUUGCUUGGUUCGAGGAGUAAGUAUGUUCCUCUUGAUUGGUCCAAACGUGCUGCUAUUUGCGUUGGGACAGCUUCUGGUUUAGCUUUCUUGCACGAGGAAGUGGAGCCUCCGGUUGUUCACCGCGACAUUAAGGCGAGUAAUGUCUUACUAGACAGAAACUUUUCUCCCAAGAUUGGAGAUUUUGGUCUUGCAAAGCUUUUUCCUGACAAUGUCACUCAUGUCAGUACCAGAGUCGCUGGAACAGUGGGAUACUUGGCUCCUGAAUACGCACUUCUAGGACAGUUAACAAAAAAGGCAGACGUUUACAGCUUUGGGAUACUUGUGCUUGAAGUCAUUAGUGGUGGUAGCAGCAGCAGAGCCGCCUUUACAGACGACUUCUUGGUUCUGGUCGAAUGGGUAUGGAAGUUGAGAGAAGAAGGGAGGCUACUAGAGUGCGUGGAUCCAGACCUAACCAAGUUUCCACAAGACGAAGUAAUACGGUUCAUCAAAGUAGCUCUUUUCUGCACUCAAGCUGCGGCACAGAAGAGACCAAACAUGAAGCAAGUGGUGGAGAUGCUUAGCAGGAAAGAGCUUAAUCUCAACGAGGCAGCCUUAACUGAGCCUGGUGUCUAUAGAGGUGUCAACAAGGGACGCAACCACCGUGGCCUUGGUCUUAGAGGUGGCACCUCACAGGAGAGCUCAUCAACACAAGGUUACAAAGGGAAAAGUUCAGCGGCUCCUCAAGGGUCGUCUUCGGCUUCAGUUAUUACAUAUCAGAGCAUUACAGAGAUGGCUCCUAGAUGAUGAUGAUUCUUUCUGUUGGUAGAGCAGAUAUAUUUCUAUUCUUGAGUAGAUUGAUUAGCUUCUGAUGUAUUAGUAUAGUAUCUUCAUAUACAUGCCAUGAGAAAAUAUAUUAUUAAUUAAAUAAAAUAAUGAUGAUUUUGUU